AUGUCCCAGCAUGCCAUGCGGCCCAGCAGUGACACUCCCCUCCCAGCAUGCUGUGCGGCCCUGCAGUGACAUAGCCCGUCCCAGCAUGCCGUGCGGCCCUCACAGGGAGCCAUGUCCCAGCAUGCCCUGAGGCCCAGCAGAGAGGAUUUCCAUAAGGCAGGAAUCCUUUGUUUGAUUCCCCCACCUCCCAGUGGAAAAGUUCAGCAGUCCAGCCUCUGCCUGGGAGCAACCGAGACAAGUCACCGCUUGCAGGGAGCCACCUGAGGGUUCGGUUGAGUGUUGAGGACGAUGGAGGCCACUUUGCCGGCAGUGGCAGAGGAGCUUUUGAAAGAGAUAAAAAAGGCUUUCCAGGAGACUUCGCAUGUUCCUGAUGAUCUCCUGCUGGCGCUGAAAUUUGUAUUUGGCUCAUCUGCUGUGGCGGCCUUGGAUUUGGUUGAUCAACACUCAGUCACGCGAAUCGUGUCUCCUAGUGGAAGGGCCGUGUACCAGGUCCUCGGGAGUUCAGGCAAACUGUACACCUGCUACGCCUCCUGCCACUUCUGCACGUGCCCUGCAUUUGCUUUCUCCGUGCUGCGGAAGAACGACAGCCUGGUGUGUAAGCACAUCCUUGCCAUGUACCUCAGCCAGGCCACAGGCGCAUGCCAAGAGCUCUCUGUCUCUGACCAGCAGCUGGCAAGCAUCUUACUGGCAGAGGAAGAGGAGGAAGGACCUGGGACCGUGUGCUAACACCUUCUCUCCUGCAACGCCUCCCUGGCUCCUCUGAGGCCCUGAGUGAUGCAUCCCAGAGCCCAACUCCACAUUGAGUGUUGUGUCUGUUGCCCCCGCACUCCGGUCACCUGGCUCUGUCUCAUUUGCAAACGCAGCCUGUUCUCAUCUAACAUCGCUACCGGAAGGGCAUGCCCAAAGAAACGACACGGCGCAAGGUUAGGUUGUUUUCAGUGGUAAAUUUAAGUAUUCGUUCUGUAUGUAAAUAACAAAGUUACUGUAACUACAAAGCCCAAGUAACAAGAGGCAAAUACCAUCCAGCCUAUGUACAUCAGGAACACAUGGGUUAAGUGACAUGUGAAGAACUCCAGACACGGGCGGUGAGUGUUCCUCUGCCAUUUUACUUGGAUUCACAUUUUUAGAAAUCUUCAGCACUCAUUUGUUUUCCUUUCAAACAACUUAGUUAAUAAAUUAAAAGAAGCCAGUGGCACAUCCCAGCUAGGGAAACAGUGACAACAGCACAUGGCAAACGUCCCCUGGCUCCUCACAGGCAUAUCAGAAGGGAUGUGUAGUGGAUCCUGGCUUGCAGUGUAAAAGGUCACCUACAGCUAUUCCUUGAUCAGUCAUUAACUAACUGCUGGGCCCCUGCUUUAGUACUGUGCAUUAUGCUCUCUCUCAUGCACUCUAGACUGCGAUUUGUUUUAAGGAGAAGGAGGCCAGCACUCGGUUUUUGUUGCAAUGACAUAUGUGGGUUGCAACCCUCCCCGACCCACGGGUCAGACCCUGGCUGGUCCCUUCCAUGAUUAAUAGGAGCGAGGCGGCCAGAGACAAUAGAGAGAUUGAAAUGAGAUGAGUCCUGCUGAGAAGGCAGGAAGUGGUCACAGCUGUGGGACGGACUGGGAGCAAGGAAGUUGCACCAGAGAUGAGCUGCAAAGGGAAGGAGAAAGACACAGGGCCAUAAUUUUAACCCUUUUGAUACUAGCUGAAGGAUUAACAGGCUGACUGGAGCCACAGUUGGGACCUGAUCUAAGUUGACGGCAGCAGGGGCAGUACCAUCGAAAUCACAGUUCGGAUUCAGUCAGGUUUGGAUCUGGCCCUUUGUAGCCACAGGGCAGCUAACCCAUCUCCUUGCCUCCUAGCGCCAUGGAUGGUUAGAGGCCCUUGGUCCCACAACCACCCUGUCUCA
Molecule: messenger RNA, 1891 nt
Organism: Trachemys scripta elegans
Lineage: Eukaryota; Metazoa; Chordata; Testudines; Emydidae
Gene: ZSWIM7
Product: zinc finger SWIM-type containing 7
Exons: 8
Coding region: 289-726 (145 amino acids)
Biological process (GO): double-strand break repair via homologous recombination
Cellular component (GO): Shu complex
Molecular function (GO): zinc ion binding
Source: RefSeq, a predicted model, not a curated record